AAUGAACCAUAUACCGAACAGUGUUAGGAAUAUUUUUAAUUUUAUAAAAGUGGUAAACUUUACUUUGAAAUUGUGAACAUCACCAAGAACAAAAAUGUCAAUUUUAUAUCGGACCUCGUGAUUUGAUAUUUUGAAGAACAAUCUAAAAGUAGAUUCCGUCGUACAAAAAUCAUUAAUGAAUCUUGCAGAAUCUUGUAUGAUAAUGCAAGAGAUGUCUAAUAAAAACACAUGAUUUCUUCGUGAAGUUUACUAAAGCGAUUCAAUAAUCUUCUAAAAAAGGAAGAGAAAUGGCCGACGAAAACGGGAGGAAGUUGGAUGAAGAAUUAUACGCAUGGAUCUCGACGAUUCCAUUCUCAAAACCGACAAAAAAUUUAAAUCGAGAUUUCUCGGAUGCUGUUAUGAUGGCGGAAAUUCUCAAAGUAUAUUAUCCCCGUUGCGUUGACCUUCAUAAUUACGUACCAGUUAGCAGCAUAAACACGAAAAAAGAAAACUGGAGUUUAUUGAAUCGAAAAGUAUUGAGUAAAAUUGACAUGAAGUUAACUAAAGAUAUGAUUAAUCAACUUGCAAAUUGUCAGCCCGGGGCCAUUGAAAACGUCUUGGUAGAACUGAGAAAUAAGGUCUCGAAAAAUUCCGAUUACCAAAAUUCCUCAAAUAUUUCAGGCGAUUACAAAGACUUUGUUGAAGAAGGAAAAAAAGAAGAGGUCAGUGAAAAGGUGAUAGCGUCAGACAAAUUAACGGUAUAUUCUGCUGAUCAAUUAACUUUAAAUACCGAGCCGAGCAAAUCGAUUCUCGCUCGCGUCAGGGAAAACUUUCUUAUUGUCCUGCAAUGGUUCGUUAGUUGGUUUUUUGUUUGGAAUUACAUCCCAAGCAUAAAAUUUCAAUCGUUAACGUAUUCUGAAAAUCCACCGAAAAAGGAUGUUGAGUCACCUAGAACUGAAAAAAUAUCAGCGAACGACGAGGAGGAAGAGAGUAUCUCUCGUCAGGUUUGCGCGCAAUUAAGACAAGAGUUACGCGAGAAAAACGACGUUAUUUCUACCUUGAAUCACAAACUUGCGUAUCUUGAGAGCGCAAUGAAACUUCAAGAUCUCCGUAUAUCCAACCUGACGUCGCAAAUCUUGCAAAAUGCCGUGGAAUCCGAGCAACUUGGAAAAAUGCAAACGAGCGACUUGCAAACCAAGUCCCGUCUACGAUCACCGAUCAUUCGAGAGAAAAUUAAAAUCGAAGUAUAAUGUCUAUGAAAUUGAAUAAAUAUCUCUUCAGGGCAUGAAACGAAACGAAUAUCGCUUUAGUUUUUCAUCGAAACUCUGGAUUAGAGAUAGAAAAUGUAA
This is a messenger RNA of Osmia bicornis bicornis, 1328 nucleotides long. RefSeq lists its product as uncharacterized. The record is from RefSeq and is a predicted model, not a curated record. Gene Ontology annotation, biological process: regulation of cytoskeleton organization. NCBI's taxonomy places the organism in Eukaryota, Metazoa, Arthropoda, Insecta, Hymenoptera, Megachilidae. Gene Ontology annotation, cellular component: axoneme. The transcript has 4 exons. Gene Ontology annotation, molecular function: microtubule binding. The coding region runs from base 288 to 1229 and encodes 313 amino acids.